Messenger RNA from Schistosoma margrebowiei, 330 nucleotides. The record is from the annotation of a GenBank genome assembly. Lineage: Eukaryota; Metazoa; Platyhelminthes; Trematoda; Strigeidida; Schistosomatidae.
AUGUGCGCGUUACAGCUCGGGAUUUUGGAAGAACUUGAGAAGAGCGCAGAAGGGAUAGCAAACAAUUUAGACUCAUUGCUUCGUUCAUUAACGUCCACAUUAAGCCAGAUGUCAAGUCUUACCUUAGACUGUACAACUGUAUUUUCAGAUUCCGUGGAUUACGCUUGUGAAACUAUCGGUGCAUGUAUAAAGUCCACUUAUGUUUUGAUGGCCAAGUGCGAAGAAUUAUCCAAAUCUAUGUCUCAGCUAGAACCGUUAAAAAAAGAAAUAGAAGGUUUGAAACGAACUCUAAGUAAAUUUGAGGAGGCAUUAAGUACACCAUUGAAGUAG